AUGGCUGUAAGAAUCACCAACGCAAUCAAGGAACGCUGGCAGGAGCGAUCGCAGCACGAAAAAGAGAAGGAAAACGUACGCUCGACGUUCAACGCUUUUGACAAGGAAAGGAAAGGAUACAUCGAAUUCGCCGACCUGUCCAGAGUUUUUGAGCAGCUAGGCGCUAAGUUCUCUAUCGAAGAGAUUGGUCAGGUUUUCGAAGAAUCGGACAUGAUGGAAGAUGGCAAGCUCACCUUUAACGAAUUUCUUGUAUGCCUCGCGAUCGGCUUUGUUCUUCACAAAAUUCCAUCUCUGGAAGGUGAACAGGAACAACCACUCAGCAUUUUCUACGCCCCCAUGUCUCGAACCAGCAGCAACAGCAGCCGAUCUUCAUCAGGUGGAUCAGGUCAAUCCAUUUUAUUUGGAGAUGGAAACAAACUGCGGCUAGCUUUUCAACUUGCCGUCGAUGCUUUCCUAUGGUUUGAUGUUGAUGGCAACGGCGAGAUUAAUCGUGAUGAAAUGGUAACGAAGCUGCAGAAUUCAAUGACGCUCCACUCUCCAACGAAAAAGAUGUCCACAGGGGAACGCAGCAGAGGCACGAGCGACGACUCCAGCAACCGGGCUAUCUGGGAGCAGCGUUUCAUGGAGAUGGAUUGGAAUGGCGAUGGCACGAUUCACUUUAAGGAAUUUCUCAUGGCCUUUGAAUCCUGGGUAGGCCUUGAAGAAGAAGCGUGACACACAGCGUCUUGACGAAUUUAUUUAGCCCAUAAGCUUAAUGAGCACGUCCGGCGGCCGGUCCGGCCUCGAAGAGCAUCUUGCUUUGCUAUCAACAAACCGCAGUGCACAUUGCGCAAUAGUACAGUGUAGAACAUCACAAGAAAAAGGCAUUAUUUUUGCUUUAAA
This is a messenger RNA of Phytophthora infestans T30-4, 882 nucleotides long. RefSeq lists its product as uncharacterized. Bases 1 to 714 code for a protein of 237 amino acids. Gene Ontology annotation, molecular function: calcium ion binding. Lineage: Eukaryota; Oomycota; Peronosporomycetes; Peronosporales; Peronosporaceae. The record is from RefSeq and is a predicted model, not a curated record. The transcript is spliced from 7 exons.